This is a messenger RNA of Haplochromis burtoni (Burton's mouthbrooder), 4498 nucleotides long. Its product is annotated as protein TALPID3. The record is from RefSeq and is a predicted model, not a curated record. NCBI's taxonomy places the organism in Eukaryota, Metazoa, Chordata, Actinopteri, Cichliformes, Cichlidae. Gene Ontology annotation, cellular component: ciliary basal body; centriole. Gene Ontology annotation, biological process: smoothened signaling pathway.
ACAUGCUCACAUGCCUGAAAGGUCUCAGCUCCGGUCUUUAGCCAAUCACAGCUGGGAGGCAGCGAGGAGAGCCAAUGACGUACUGCAGGAGAUGAAGCGUCUGAAGACUGAGAUGAAGAUGCUGCUGACGCAGCCAGAAGACCCUCUGAAAACCAGCAGACCUUCACCGAAGCACCAGCAAUCCCAACAAACCCAGUCCCAGUCCCAGCAAACCCAGUCCCAACAAACCACCUCAAAGGAAAAUCGCCCGAGGUCCCGAUCUUCCCACCUCCAACAAAACUUAUCCCAUGAAAACAGUUUACAGUCCCAGCAAAACCAGUCCAGACUACCCCAGCCCAAUAAAACCACUGAUGAAGAACAUAACCUCUGGUCCCAGCAGUCCCAGUCUGUGCUGGUCCAGAGGAGGUCCGCGGUCCCGUCCCUGCUGGAGGAGGCGGGUCAGGUUCUCCAUCAGGUUCGAAAGCAGAAGAAAGUUCUGGAGGAGAACCUGGAGGCUCUGCUCAGAGCCCGGACCGGAGAGGUUCUGCACUGCCAGCUGGAGGCGCUAGCUGCUAACAGAGACCACAGCGAGGAGGUCCGCAUCAAGAAGACAGUGGACGCCUGGAUCAGCAGGUUAAGCAGAGACAUCCAGGCUGAGAUGUCCUCAGGGAACAUCAGAAACCAUCACUCAGCUGUGGACGCUGAUAGCUCCGCCCACUCAGGGAAGGAGAGGCCAGUGGGCGCGCUCAGAGGAACAGGAAGUAUGAGGACAGCGAGGAGAGGAAGCAGAGGGCAGAGAGCCGGAAUCAGAGCGGGGGUGGAGCCUAACCGAGGCACAGGUGGAGCAGCUGAGCGUCAUCAGUUGGAAGUGGACGGAGAAUCGUACCUGACCCGGCUGUAUGGCCGGGCGCCGUAUGAAGGUCUGAGACGGACCCUGAAGAAGAGUCCGUACCUUCGCCUCAGCUCACCUGCCUCACCACUCGGAAGGAAGCCCCGCCCCCGACUAGUGGAGAGUGUCCGAGGUGUGAAGCUGAAGUCCUCCAAGACUCAGACCAGCCUGGCCCCACCCCUCACUCAGGCCCAACCAAUCAUUUCAGCCCCUCCCUUUGCUUCCUCCUCACCUGGACGAUCUCACAUUUUCAGCUCAUCACACCUGACCUCAGGUCACUUUGAUGACCUCAGCAUGACCCCUGCAAACAGCUGCCCUGUCGCCAUAGCGAUCCCACUGGGUCCACCCCGGAUGGACUCCAGGUGUGAGCAUCCUCAAGAAGUGACAUCAGCGCUCGAUGCCCCUCCGACAGCCUCUGUGGGCGAUGAAGCACCUGACCAGCAGCUCCUGGAGGCAGAACAAGCUCCUCCCCGUGCUCCAUCACACACGAUUGACAUCAUCGAAGGGAACGAGGAAGAAGUGGAAGAGGACGACUUCUUCCCUGGAACUGACUUCCUGUCUGUUGUUGAUGUUGUGCAGCAGGAGGUCAGCGUGUCAGGUGAGGAGGCCGUGGAGCUGGACGGGGGUCCGUCUCCCCCUCCAGUCCUCUACCAGGGUCCCAUCUUCCCUCCCCAGGCUCCCUCUGCCCUCCCAGCCCAGGAUCAGGUCCCCGUCCUGGGCACGGCCCUGCAGCGGGAUGUCCUGGAGACCCGGCUGGUGGAAUGGGUGGAGCAGCAGCUGAUGUCCAGGAUGAUCUCAGAGCUGUACUGGCCCCCGCCUUCUGACCACGCCCACAAUAGCGACGUGGACCAGUCAGAUCCAGAGGAGCGCAGCGUCACCUCAGACAUUGUGGAGGCAGCAGGAGACGCAGGCCUGCAGCUGUUCGUGGACGCCAGCGUGCCCGUGGACUCUGAGUUAAUCCGGCAGCUGGUGAACGAGGUUCUGGCUGAGACUAUCGCCCUGACGCUGGGCCAGAGAGACCCGCUGGGCGCAGGACCAGACCCGGCGCUGGAAUCAGCAGGACCAGCAGACCCUCAGGAGAACGAACCGCUCCCAUUGGUCCCCACACCGGAACCAACCCCACCGCCCAGCCCGGCCCCGCCCAGCAGAGAGACUACGGCAGUAACCACACCCCUUCCAUCAGAACCGACAAGCCCGCUGAAUAAGGAGCCUCCUCAACCAAUCGCACCACCAGGUCUUUUGGUGACCUCAGAGCUCGUAGCCACACCCACUCUCAGCCCAGAGCCCACCCCCUCUGCAGAAAGCCCAGCUACUGUACACCAAGCCCCGCCUCCCUUCACUUGGGAAGAAACUGAGCUUCCAUUGGAUGAGGAGAGACUGGUGGAAGACAUAACCACACACAAACCACCUCUGUUGAUGUCAGUAGUGGAGGAGGAACCUCCUCUCUCUUCUCCUCACCCUCCUCCUCCUCCCUCCCUCCCCCCUGCUCGCUCCCCGUCUCCUCCUCCUGAGGCAGGACCGGCGUCCCCCUCCACCUCCUCCGAGGAGUCCAGCAGCUCCAGCACGGUGACGGCCGGCACUGAAGCAGCUCUGAAACACAUCUCAGAGGGAGAGCUGCUCAUCAGUGCCAACCAGCCGGCAGCCAUGACAGGGGGCGGGGCUGUGUGCAGCUUCAACAGCUCUCUGCAGGAGCUGCAGGAUAUGGACUUUGACCCCCCAAGUGAAGGACAGGUGAAAGGUCGCGACCUCCUGCGGGCCCUGCUGACCAAAAUGGAGCAGGGAGUCACACAGAGAGGAGAGAGGCCUCAGCCCGAGGGCUCCUGGGAGAGGGCGGACGGGAAAGUAAGCUUCACCCACAGCGGUCAGUCCGGCUCACCUGGACAGAUCAGUCAGGCUGCAGAUGUGUCAGAGGUCAGCUUUGAAGCCACCAAUCAGGGCUCGUUUACUUUGGGCGACCUGACGGGGGAGCUAAUAGGUACACUGAACUCUGACCUCCACACAGAGCUGUCGCUGUCUCCUCCUCCACACCUGGAGAACACACACACUCCAGGACAGGUGCUGCUGGUCAGGACGUCCAACAGUCACACAGCUCGACAGCAGGAGGAGGAGGGAGGAAGCAGGAAGAUGGGCGUCCACCUGCCCGCCGUAAGACCUCCGGAGGAGGAGGAGGUGAUGGAGGCGUCGGUCAGUGCGGUGGCAGACUCGGAUUCCUCCACCAGCAAUGGUUUUUAAAAAGAAUAUUUUUAUAUUUCAACUCAUUUCAAAUAAAUAAAGUCUGAUGGAAACCAAACAGAUGUUAUAAUAACUUCAUUUUUAAAAUUUGCUCACAGCAAUAAAAGCUUAAUACUACACUAAACCAAAGAAACAAAAACCCAAAGAGACACGUGAACAUCUUAAUCAAACACCAUCCUCUUUGAGUUUAUUCUCUGAGACUCUAAUAAUGUUAGAUAUACUUCAAAUAAAGUUUCACUAACCCGGGCAAACAGCAGCUAAUAGAAGCUAACAGAGAUCCCAGCUAAACAGCAGCCCUUACAGACAGCUCAGCAUAUGUUCAACAGCUGGUCAGCAGUGAGCUUCGCUGACUCGUAUCGGCUCCUUUCACAAAGCGUUACAGCACCCAGAGUAAAUAAAGAUGGACGCCUCUCCCCCGGCAUAGACAGCUGAUGUAAACGGUACGAUCAUAUUUAAUGAUCAUAUUUAAUGUUUUUGAUCUCUUGAAUGACUAAAACAUGUUUAGCCAGGAUUAUGCAGUUGAAUCUGAAGAGGCGGGGCCUUUGUGUGAGUCAGAGUCCUGUCAGCGGGCGUUCGUAGCCUUCAAAAAGUUCCCGCAACUUCUUAUCGGACAGUUAGAAUGUGUGCUGAUAACAAGCUGAUGGUUUUUAACUUCUCACCUGUAAAUAUAAAUGUGGCACAGCUACCGUAUGUUGCUAACAUGUGGAACUAAUGUGAGGCUCCAUAAAAUGCCAUUGCUGUAAAAACGCUGUAAGAACGCAGAUGACUCGACUCCAUUCAACGGCUCCAGGGGAAGGGGUAGGAAAACAGAUCUACUGCCAUCUAAUGGUGAAAAACAUUUGUACAGUUUACCUUUAAAAUCAAAUUACAUAAAUGCAGCGCCACCUACUGGCCACGGAAGAUUCGUGUCACAUCUGUCAUGGAAUUUAAAGAGCGAUAGUUUGACUCUAGUGCUUUUGUGACAUGACGACGCUUAAAGACGUAAACCAAACUCUCCAGGUGUCGCCUUCAUGUGAAAAUGUUUCUUUUUAUUAAUUUUUUUCCGCCUGUCCCGUUUGGUUCUUUGGCCAUCAGAAUUAUUGUCUAAAGGCGAAGAAAGAUGCCCAACGGAUUUACUUUACCAGAUGGACCAUCCCGGCAUCGCCGUAUUGGAAAAUGUGUUUCUUUGUAUUUCACCUUCACCGUGAAUUUCACUCAUCAGUCAUUCGAAAUCACAGAGUCAGCCUGCAAGUCCAAACCAUGGGAACAUUUCCUAUUACACAGCACACGCACACACACUCAGCAAACACAGACUGUGUUGCAGAUAAAAGGAUGAUGGGGAGGAAAUGGGAUUAGUGAAGCAGCGAGGGGGACAGUGAGACUGACACUGACCAGGUCACACUCACACACACACACACA